AUGCUCGCUGUGGGAGGACAGGCUCCUUCCAUCGACGAUAUCCUCGCGCACCGCGUCGCUGGCGUCUCCGGCGUGGACUACCGCCCAAGGAGCCUCUGGCUGAAGCUCGGCGCGCCGCAGGCGCGGGCACUCGCCACGGACUGCGCGCAUGUGUUUGGGGCGCAGGAGGGCAGCAACUGGCUGGGUGCGACGGCGACGCCGCGUUGCGCGCUCGAGUGCCUCGCGCGCGCGGUCUUCGAGCGCCACACCGCCGGGGCCACCUUCGACGCCUCCCGCUCCGGCGCCGAGUGGUGGGCGCAGGUGCGCGGCGGCGACGGCGCGAGGGCGGAGGGGAUCGAGUUCCACUGGGAUGUGGACGAGCACCAGUGCGACCGCGCGAGGGGCGUGCACGUGCACCCGCACCUCUCCACAGUCACCUACCUCUCCGCCCACGGCGCGCCCACCGUCGUCCUCGACGCUCGCUCGCGCGCCUCCUCCCCGCGCGCGACGGCGCGGCUGCACGGGCCUCUGUCUGCCGGCGGCCAGCUCAGCCUGCGGUCGCUGCUGCACGGGGCGGUGCCUUGCCUUGGCGAGGCGGUGCCUCCAGGCGCGGGCAAGCGGGUGGGCCGCCUUCUCCUCGGCGUGGGGGCGGGGCGGUGGGUGUGGCUCAACCACACGCCGCACGCGGUGGCGACGCUGCCAAAGAGGCUCGCGAGGGCUCUUGGCGGCGCGGCGCAGCUGCCGCCCGCCUCCGCCUUCGCGGAGGGCGGCGGCGCGCGCCUCUGCCGCGCGGCGAGCCCGCCGCUGGCCGAGGUCCGGGUGCCUGCUGAGGGCCCUCCGGGGGGCGAGAAGGAGCACCUCUGGCUCGAGGUCUCCUUUGGCCGCGACGCAAAGGAAAACGCACUGCGCGUGCGGCUGCCGCGCCGGCCGGCCUCCUCCGCCUCCGCCGCCGGCCCGACCUCCCUGCGCCUGCUCUUUGGCCCCGGCGCGGCGGCGGUGAGCGCAGACGUUGCGGGGCUCAAGCCGACGAAGAAGAAAAAGAGGUCGGGGUAA
Emiliania huxleyi CCMP1516 is the source of this 1032-nucleotide messenger RNA. RefSeq lists its product as hypothetical. The transcript has 10 exons. Lineage: Eukaryota; Haptophyta; Isochrysidales; Noelaerhabdaceae. Bases 1 to 1032 code for a protein of 343 amino acids. The record is from RefSeq and is a predicted model, not a curated record.